Molecule: messenger RNA, 2240 nt
Organism: Aspergillus heteromorphus CBS 117.55
Lineage: Eukaryota; Fungi; Ascomycota; Eurotiomycetes; Eurotiales; Aspergillaceae
Exons: 2
Coding region: 466-2076 (536 amino acids)
Source: RefSeq, a predicted model, not a curated record
CUGAGACAUCAUCGCUGCUCUACCAGUAGCGGGAGGGAAGAAAUCUCUCACUCCGGGCCCAGACAAGUGUAGGGGAGACAGCAUCGGCGCUUCCAGAAGGGGAUACUUCAUCAUCGCACUCCCCAAUCAUUCAUUCAUUUCCUCUCCUGCCUGUCUUCGACCAAUGCUGAGAGGACCCCGCCACUGAUCUGAGGGCCACGAGCGAUUAGAGCAGAGCAGGCCAGCCCAGGCCCUGAGCAUUGAAGGCCGAUUGGUGUUCUUUGGGUGAGUCAGCCAGAUCGGGCAAUCGAGUGAAACAUCUCCAUAUAGAUCUUGAGUGUCUGCAGGCUUCCUUGGUAGCUUGACGCAUGACCUAACACCAUAAUCCAAUGCGCAGACUGUUCACCCAAACGUCUAUAUCCAUCAAAGCAUAGGUCACAGUAGCGGUGAAGAGAACAAAAGACCCUUUUGCUUCAUUUUAAAGCCAUGCUGCGCGUCCCUGUCGAUCCAGAUGAUCCCCAGACUGUUACAGUUGGGAAAACCAUCGUUUCGUCAUAUCUUUACCCCCGCUACCUCUUCCUUGGAGACCGCAGAGCCUCCUUCCAAGUGCGAUCCUCUGAUAUGCAUAGCAAGCCGGCAAAGCUUCCUAUCAGCGUCGUCCAUCCUGACCAAACGGAAACGGAUAGGCAUCUUUCGAAGGAUCUCAGCAGGAUACCGAGCCUAUAUACAAUGAUGCAGAACCAGACGAAGGAAGGAGACCCUUUCUGUUGGCCCGAAGGUAGCACCACCUUCCAGGUAGGAAAAGGGGCAGCAGAUGGGUUCCAGAGUCAACCAACAGCGCCGGCUCGGUGCUAUGGUAUGCCACAUGAGAUGCAAAGCAUCAAGUCAGAAGAUUGCAGCCAGUUUGACGUGCCUGCUAUACACUCAGAAGCUCACUUGAGGUCCUUCUUGGAUGACAAUAUUUAUCCUGGUGAUAGUGCUAUUGAUAUCGGUCCCCCAACUGCCGACACCGCCGUGUUUAUGGCUGCCAGCGGGCCCUACCUACCGUCAGUGACCGAGAGAGAAAUGAUAUCACCGAACACAUCCCCGGACUCUUCCGAGUGUACGUCUGAAGGCGGCAGGCACUCGCUUCGAGGGGUGGAAUGGCUGGAUAACAGUGUGGAAGACAUGCCUCUAUCCAAAUCCCAGGGAUCAUCCGACGUUGGAGACGGAGGCUCCACGUCGGCAGUCGAGGGCGGUUUCAUGGAAGUUGAUGACCCUGGAAUGGCUGACACAGUGCUUCGGUGGCCAGCGUUCCAAGUCACGGAAACAUGCGACGCAGCUUGUCAGGGUGUCAGCCCCAGUCAAUCCACAUGGGACACACCGCGUCUAUCAAGCAUGGCACAGCUGUAUGGGGACAUCAACAGCGCGUUUGACCGAAUUGUCGCGGUGAACGAUCCUUCAGACGGCCUCCCCUCAUUCGACAGCGACAAUAGUGUGCCCCUGUUCUCAUCGUACACCUCCAAGUCCCACUACCCGCCGCCAGUGGUACCCAGCAACGAUGGAUGUGAAGCCAGUCAAGGAUGCGGCCAGAUUUUCCCUGGUGCCGAUCUCUUCCAAUCCCUCAAGAGCCCCUACCGAAUUAACGAGCCAUGGCAGCUACAGGACCUCGGUGGUUCGAACACAUUUUGCCCGGGACAGCUGAUGGGAAGAUCAUUGCCAUACCCGAUCGACAUGAAGAAUGCGUUCUUGAUCAACUGCAAGCUCCGCGGGAUGUCCUACAAGGAGAUCAAGCAAUUCGGUGGAUUCAAAGAGGCGGAGUCCACUCUCCGGGGCAGAUUCCGCACGCUGACCAAGACCAAGGAGCAGCGUGUGAGGAAACCGCAUUGGCAUGAGAAAGACAUCCAACUCCUCUGUGAAGCGGUCGCUGCUUGUUCGGAAACCGGAAAGCAGCCCACGGGCUAUGCCUCGUACUGCCGCCCGCGAAGCGUCAUGCUCCCGCCGAAGGUGUCCUGGAAAAAGGUGGCUCAGUAUAUCUCGGCGAAUGGGGGAUCCUAUCACUUUGGCAAUGCGACUUGCAAGAAGAAGUGGUGUUCGGUUUACGGGGUGAAACUGUGAGGGGAUUUUAUCAGGGAUGGACAUGGUGGAGCGAUGGCAGGUCAUGAACUGCUCCCUGGCCACGCAGUCCAGAGGUACAGCCAUGGGCCCAGUAGAUACUAAUCGAAGUCUUGUCCGCUAUGCAAACACUUGAGGUUGAGCAAAGAGUUGCGAGGGGAGCAGAG